This is a messenger RNA of Pelmatolapia mariae (spotted tilapia), 995 nucleotides long. Its product is annotated as low affinity immunoglobulin gamma Fc region receptor III-like. The record is from RefSeq and is a predicted model, not a curated record. The transcript has 6 exons. Gene Ontology annotation, biological process: cell surface receptor signaling pathway. Gene Ontology annotation, molecular function: transmembrane signaling receptor activity. Bases 9 to 953 code for a protein of 314 amino acids. NCBI's taxonomy places the organism in Eukaryota, Metazoa, Chordata, Actinopteri, Cichliformes, Cichlidae. Gene Ontology annotation, cellular component: plasma membrane.
GUGAAAGAAUGAAGGGUACAUCUGUCCUGUGGCUGCUGUGGUUGAUCUCCCUGCUGUGUGGCUCAACAAACCAAGCUCGUCUGACUGUGAGCCCAAGCAGCUCUCAGUUGUUUGAAGGUGACCGUUUGUCUCUGAGCUGUGAGGCUGAGGACAGCCCUGCUGGAUGGACUGUGAGGAGGAACACGCCCAAACGACAGGGGAGUCGGUGUGGAGAUGGGUGGGGAAAACAAGUCGGUUCUUCUUGUACCAUCACCUACAUCUUCAGAAGGGACAGUGGUGUUUACUGGUGUGAGUGCGGAGAAGGAAUAACCAGUAACACCGUCAACAUCACUGUGACUGGUGGCCCAGUGAUCCUGCAGAGUCCUGUGCUUCCUGUGAUGGAGGGAGACAGCAUCACGCUGUUCUGUAAAUCAAAGUCCACACCUUCAAACCUCCCAGCUGUUUUCUAUAAAGAUGGCUCCAUCAUCAGGACUGAUUCGACAGGUCACAUGACCAUUCCUGAUGUUUCCAUGUCUGAUGAAGGCCUCUACAAAUGUCACAUCAGUCAUCAUGGGGAGUCUCCACCCAGCUGGAUCACUGUCACAGGUAAACCUACAACUACAGCCCCGCCUUCCACAUUAUCCCCACCCUCUACAUCAACCCUGUCUUCUGCCUCAACUUUGCUUUCUGUCUCAACCCCAAUGACCACACCGAUCCAAUCCACUGCCAUGGCGUCUCCUUCUGCCACAGCUCUGCCUACUGAUUCAGCUCCACCAGCUGUGUCCAUUCACCAACCACUUGUCUUGAGAGUGGUCUGCCACCUGGUGGUGUUCUGUCCAUAUGUCAUCACAACUGUCCUAAUGGUGUCUUUAUAUCGACAAAGACCCUCAGCAACAGCGCCACACCCCCACCCUGAGCAGAAACUGACUGAGGACUUUGACGUCAUGGAGGUCACCAUCGAGCAUCAUUUCUAAACUGCACAGAACAGAGAAAUAUUGUUGUCAUGUAAAAGUAAU